Molecule: messenger RNA, 1391 nt
Organism: Aspergillus aculeatinus CBS 121060
Lineage: Eukaryota; Fungi; Ascomycota; Eurotiomycetes; Eurotiales; Aspergillaceae
Product: DUF3429 domain-containing protein
Exons: 5
Coding region: 167-1078 (303 amino acids)
Source: RefSeq, a predicted model, not a curated record
CACCUCAUUCAUUCGUGGUCUCCAGGCUCAAUUGCUCCCCCUCCGGCCAUACAUCUCCACUCUCACGAGUCCAACUCGACCAAUUUCCGGGUGAAUACCCUCUUCUCCGCUCAUACACCUCUUUUCUCUUCUUCUUCCAGCUCAAUUGGCUGUCUCGAAAACGACAAUGUUGUACAGAACCACUGCUGCUCGCUCUGUGCUCAGAGCUCUCCAGAGCUCCAACGCCUCGGUCGCCCGCUCGGCCCUGUCCAACAAUGUCUUCAAGGCUCCCUUGACCUCUUCCGCUCGCUUCCACGUUCGCCCGACCACUUCCCCCAGCCUCGCUCUGGCUGCUCGCAAGCCCGUCACUACUGCUCUCAUCCGCCAUGCUUCCACCUCCCACAAGGACGGUGAGGACACCGACAUGAUGGCCGGCAUGAAGGCCGAGGCUAAAGUGAUCAAGGACACCUUCAGCCUGGAGGCCGUCCCCAAGGAGGCUCUCUACCUCGGAAUGGCCGGUGUCAUCCCCUACCUUGCUACCUCCCUCGAGACCGUCUACCUGGCCUGGGAGAUCAAGACCGCCGCCGCUACCGGUGACGGUAUGCUCUUCUCUGGCCAGAGCGCCGAGUUGCUUCUGCACAUGCUCGAGCCCGUCCAGGUUGGCUACGGUGCUGUCAUCCUCUCCUUCCUCGGAGCCGUCCACUGGGGUCUCGAGUGGGCCGGCUACGGCGGCAAGUACGGCUACAAGCGCUACGCCGCCGGUGUGGUUGCCCCCGCCGUCGCCUGGCCUACUCUGCUCCUCCCCGUCGAGUACGCCCUGAUCUCGCAGUUCCUCGCCUUCACCUUCUUGUACUACAACGACGCCCGUGCCGCCGCCUCCGGCCGCGCCCCCGCCUGGUACGGCAUGUACCGCUUCGUCCUGACCUUCAUCGUCGGUGCCAGCAUCGUCGCCAGCUUGGUCGGCCGUGAGCAGAUCUCCGGUACCCUCACCGGCGAGCACACCAUCCAGGACAAGAUCAACGCCCUGAUCUUCCUGCAGAAGAAGGAGAAGGAGGAGGCCGAGGCCCGCAAGCGUGCCGAGCUCGAGGAUGCCGAGUAAAUAGCUCUUUUUGUCGUCGUAUAAAAGAAUCCUUCCAAAGGGACCUGUGACUUGUUUCGUGUAUUCUGAGCAGAAAGAAAGAGAGACAGAGAAAGAAGGCAUGCUGUCAGGGAAGUGGAUGUGGUCUGAUGUAUUGGUUUUUAUUGGUUGAGUUUUUCUUGUAGAUUACAAUGCGAAGUUCAACGAUGCCCCCCCCAGCAGACGCUGGUGAUUUUUUUCAUUUGUCUCAAGAAUGUUCAGGACAGCCAAGCUAUCCCCGUGGUCGGUUCAGUAUGUAUGUGUACGUGUUAGUGACCUGUUUCGACAAUUAGUG